Molecule: messenger RNA, 924 nt
Organism: Funneliformis mosseae
Lineage: Eukaryota; Fungi; Glomeromycota; Glomeromycetes; Glomerales; Glomeraceae
Source: the annotation of a GenBank genome assembly
AUGGCUUUAAGAUGGUGCACUUACUUCAACAAAGUAAAUUCAGAAAACUACCAAUUCCUGUCUUAUUAUGAGUAUCGAGCAAAACAACGCGACUUUUCUUUUAUAUUUGAGAUAGAAGCCCGGUCAUUAAAAAGGGAUCUUGAAAAAUUGGUUAUUUAUGGCUCAAGAGAUAUGAAGAAAUCCGCUACUCGUAUGAAAAAAUGUUUUAAGGGCGACACCUACGCCAUGUCGUCUUACGGACUACGUCUCUGUUGUGUGGAGGUCGUGGCGAUUAACACAACUAAGGGCGACACCUACGCCAUGUCGUCUUACGGACUACGUCUCUGUUGUAAUCAUCGGAAAAAUUUUAAAGAUGUAGGUGCCUUUUGGGAAAGGAUUGAAAUCCGUAAAGAAAUGAGUGAAACUUUACGAUCUACAGAGAUAAACGUUGUUCGCUCCGUAAUGUGCAACUCCAUUGAUACUUGUGAAAGCUUAGUAACGAGUGAACGCGCUUCUUUUGAAAAUAUAAACAAUAUAUACCAUAAAAAUCAUUCAAAAGGCAACGAAGAAGGACAAGACGUGAGAAGGUCGGAUGAAGAUGUUAAUAAGCAGAUGUCAUCUCGCAAGCGAGGUGUUAAUUUUGAAGAAAUACCAAUAACUCAAACAAAAAAAGUGAAAUUGAAUUUCGAGGAAUGGACUUGUGAAGAUGUUAUAGAAUUCAUAAAGUCUAAGAAAAAUGUGACUCAUUUUAGUGAUGAUCAAAUUACAAGAAUAGAGAAUAAAAUGAAAGAACAAGAGGUGGAUGGACCAGCUUUUAUUAGUCUAGACCAAGAAACACUUUCUCGUCGACAUGGCCUGUUUGAAUUCACUUAUGGUCUCUCGGUAGGCAUUAUGAGAUUAAUUAGGGAUUUAGUUAAGGAUAUCGAUGUGAAUUCGAGUGAAUAA